UCUGGUACCCCUGGGAAUUAGAUGUAUAAUGUCUUCCAUUCUCCUUACCCUACCAAAAGAGUCUGCCAUGAAAGUAAAAAAUAGCCCAUCUAGGUUCUAUUUGUUAAGAAAAUUGAUUUUUUUUUCCAGCCCAGCUUUUAAAUCUGAAUACAGUGCCUGCGAUUUUUCAGGCUCAGAGCAAUGGGCAUCCUCAGAUCGUCUUGAGAAGGGACCAAGGAUGACAACGAUGGAUCACCGGUUCCCUUCUAGGAUCUUUGUCAACGAGAGGACACCCAUAACCAGAGAACAACUCAAUUCUUUACUGGAGACUUAUAAUGUUUUCUAUGAAAACCAGAAAAAUCUGCAUAUAUUGUAUGGACAGACCGAAGACGGACAGCUGAUUGUUGAAGGGAUGCUGGACAUUUUCUGGGGAGUCAAACGACCCAUACAGCUGAAAAUACAAGAUGAGAAGCAAAUCUCUUCCUUUGAUCUGUUGAAGUCACCGGAAACCUUUUCCAGCAAAGGGAGGAUGACUCGUUGGGGAGAAUUCGAUGACCUUUAUCGUAUUAGUGAGAUGGACAAGACCCAAGCUCUAGCCCCUGAAGCCAGACAUACCCUGGAAGACUAUUUAUCUUGCCACAGCGUCCUGAAGCCAUGUGCAGACGAAGAGCCCGAGUCGCCAUCGCUCUACAGGACCAUGAGUGAAGCAGCUUUGGUGAGGAAAAGGAUGAGGGCCCCAGAGAUGUUCAGAAAAGAUAGAAUGGGGACACUAGCGAAGCACAGAGCCUCUAUCAAUGGACACGUCUAUGACCAUGAGACGUCCAUCUUCACCCCGACCUUCGGAUCAGAGACUAAGGUCAGAGCCAAUAGUAUCAUGAAAACCGAAGAAGUGAUAAAGCAGCUUCUCCAAAAAUUUAAGAUCGAGAAUAGCCCUCGGGAUUUCGCUCUUUACAUUAUUUUUGGGACAGGAGAGAAGAGAAAGCUAAAGAAGACCGAUGUCCCACUGCUGCAGAGGCUAAUACAAGGGCCAUCCAAAAGCAACGCUCGGAUCUUCCUCAUGGAUAAAGACGCAGAAGAAAUUAGCAGUGAUGUGGCUCCGUACAUUAAUUUUCACUUUUCUUUCUUGGAAUCCAUCCUUCAAAGACUAGAUGAAGAAGAGAAAAUGGAGAUUGAGAGAAUUAUGGCAAAGUUCAAUACGGAAAGAGCCUUUAUACUGAAGUGUCUUCGGAGUAAACGGGCAGCAAAAACGGAGACCACAGUCUAGAAGCCGCAGCUCCUGCUUGUAAACCCUCAACUGAGUCAGAGGGGGCGCUGCGGAACCGGUGUUCGGUCUGCUCUGCGUCCUAUAUGCAGGACCUUGACGCUUUGGGAUGCUGAAGGCCAGGCAGCCUGCUUCCUCUUUGAAAUGCUGAGGCGGGCUGUGGUUCAGAGUUGGACUAAAGCAAGAUGGGACUUCAUCUGGGGAACUGCAGGAAGCCUGCACGCUGCCGCUUUCCAAAUAUCAUCCAUAGCGAAUUCUUGAGUGAGCUCGGACUGAAGUGGCCUCGGUCUUGUCACAUGGUUUAAAUCUGUUUUAUCUUGCACUCUUAAAAGAGCGUAGAGCCUCGAUGGCUCAUAGACGAUGGGAAGCAAACAUCUCCAGUUCUCGUUGUAAACCAUGUUCUGAAACCAUCAGGGAUCUGAACUGACCGUGUUUCGCAGCUGUGGAAAUGUUCGAACAUUUUCAUACAAUUUAGAAAUAGAUGCGCGAGGGCUGAUGGUUGUUAACUCUGUAGUAUCAGAGUUACCUGAACUUUUAGAAUACAAUGGUUUUGGACUUUGUAAAGAAACCUAGACUGUAGGCUGGAGAGAUGACUAAGUGGUUCAAAGCAUUGACUAUAUGAACCUAUAUGACAUAUAGGUUCAGUUCCCAGCACCUAUAGGGCAUCUCACAACCGUCUGUAGCUCCCUUCCUGGAGGAUCUGAUACUCACCUAUGUGGGCAUUGCAAGCACAUGGUGCACAGACACAGGCAGGCAAAACACCUAUAUAUGUAAAAAUUAAACAAAUAUUUUUAAAAGAGAAAACC
Messenger RNA from Rattus rattus (black rat), 2046 nucleotides. It is a transcript of the gene Rassf6, whose product is annotated as Ras association domain family member 6. Gene Ontology annotation, biological process: signal transduction. The record is from RefSeq and is a predicted model, not a curated record. NCBI's taxonomy places the organism in Eukaryota, Metazoa, Chordata, Mammalia, Rodentia, Muridae. The transcript is spliced from 11 exons. The coding region runs from base 29 to 1243 and encodes 404 amino acids.